Sungouiella intermedia is the source of this 183-nucleotide messenger RNA. The record is from the annotation of a GenBank genome assembly. Lineage: Eukaryota; Fungi; Ascomycota; Pichiomycetes; Serinales; Metschnikowiaceae.
AUGGCUACCAACUACCAGCUUACAUUGUCCGACGAGUCCAAGGAGAGAAUUUUGAAGCUCAUGGAAUGGUCUAGAACCGCUGCCCACUACGGUUUCAUUCCUUUCAUUUUGUACUUGGGCUGGAACGCUACUCCAAACAAGCCAAACUUGUUCAACUUGUUGAGCCCCUUCCCUUCUGCCUAA